Molecule: messenger RNA, 1023 nt
Organism: Saccharomycodes ludwigii
Lineage: Eukaryota; Fungi; Ascomycota; Saccharomycetes; Saccharomycodales; Saccharomycodaceae
Gene: RRP36
Product: rRNA-processing protein RRP36
Exons: 1
Coding region: 1-1023 (340 amino acids)
Biological process (GO): maturation of SSU-rRNA from tricistronic rRNA transcript (SSU-rRNA, 5.8S rRNA, LSU-rRNA)
Cellular component (GO): 90S preribosome; nucleolus
Source: RefSeq, a predicted model, not a curated record
AUGUCUUUUUAUUUUAAAAAUAUUCAACCAAAUAAUGUUAGCUCUACCGAUGAUGAAGACGAUGUUGACUUGGAUAAUAUAAUAUUAUCCGGCAAGCACAAGUUCAAAAGGGAUUUACACUACGAGAGUGAUAAUAGUGAUGAAGAAACUGAUGGGGCUUCCGAAAUGGCAUUUGUAACUUUAAAAAAGGCCCAUGAUGAAUAUGUUGCGGAGGAACGUAGCAAAAGUUCUAUUAUGAAGCAAAAGAAUAAUAUUCGUGGUGAUAAAUACAAACAAGCAGAAAUACAAACAGAAGAGAGAGGGACUAAAACUAAAAAUAGUGAGAAUAGGGCAAUAGAACCAAAAAAAGGUAAAGAAAAUCUAUACGCUUUCUCUAAAGAUAUCGAUUCUAUAUCAUCUGAUGAUAGUGAAGGUGGGUUUUUUGAAGGAGAAGAAGAUUUGGAGUAUGCUCAGAGCACAAAUAAAAAUCAACAAAAAAAACGUAAGCAUGCACCAACUGUACAAUCGUCUAAAAAACCAGUCAGCUUAAUAAGAACCAUACCUGGUUUAAAUACUAAUAGAAAUGCUAACGCUAACACUAAUUUGUAUCAGGAUAUAAGGUUUGACAAAAGCUUAGGAAAAUCAGAAGAUUAUGCUAAAAUUCGUGGGAGAUAUAAGUUUUUAGAUGAAUAUAGGCAAAAGGAAAUUGAACAACUAGCUAAUUUAUUGCAUGAUAGAAAAUUUAUUAAUAAAAUUAGUGAUGGGGAGAAAGUUGCUUUGGAACAGAAAUUAACUAGUAUGAAAAGUAAACUACAGUCUUUACAAAGUAGAGAUUUAGAAAAGAAGAUCAUCGAUGAUUAUGAAGAUCAAAUGAAUAAGGGUAAUAUGAACAAGUAUCAUUUGAAGAAAUCUGAAAAGAAAAAGAUUGUCAAUAAAUGGAAAUUCGACCAUAUGAAGGCCAAACAGAGAGAAAAGGUUAUGGAAAGAAAGAGAAAGAAACAAUUAGGUAAGGAAUUCAAGCAAUUUGAGUUUCAUAAAAGGUAG